Molecule: messenger RNA, 480 nt
Organism: Ilex paraguariensis (yerba mate)
Lineage: Eukaryota; Viridiplantae; Streptophyta; Magnoliopsida; Aquifoliales; Aquifoliaceae
Source: the annotation of a GenBank genome assembly
AUGAUGAUGAAGAACCUGCGAUGGAUAUGUGUCCAGAAGUUUGAAUCUCAUAAAAAUAGGAUGUUGGAGAAGAGCUCAAAGCCGUUCAAGCGUUUCAUUGAGAUCGGGAGGGUCGCCUUGGUGAACUACGGGAAGGACUAUGGGAAGCUCGUCGUUAUCGUUGAUGUCAUCGACCAUAACAGAGCUCUUGUGGAUGCCCCUGACAUGGUAAGAUGCCAGAUGAACUUUAAGAGGCUGUCACUCACAGAUAUCAAAAUUGACAUCACGAGGACCCCAAAGAAGAAGGCACUGAUUGCGGCGAUGGAGGCUGCAGAUGUUAAGAACAAGUGGGAGAACAGCUCUUGGGGCAGAAAGCUGAUUGUUCAGAAAAGAAGGGCCGCUCUUAAUGAUUUCGAUAGGUUCAAGCUCAUGUUGGCAAAGAUCAAGAGGGCUGGUUUGGUCAGGCAAGAGCUUGCGAAGUUGAAAAAGCAGAGCGCCUAG